Messenger RNA from Clonostachys rhizophaga, 1770 nucleotides. The record is from the annotation of a GenBank genome assembly. NCBI's taxonomy places the organism in Eukaryota, Fungi, Ascomycota, Sordariomycetes, Hypocreales, Bionectriaceae.
AUGCCGCAUGGCGAACCUCCAUGCGAGAGAUGUCAAAGCCGACGACUGAAAUGCCAUGUCGACAAGAACGCACAGUCCAUUCUUGAAGAAGCCAAUAGAUGGCGGGGUUCCUUGACAGGCCAGGUAUCUCAGCUACAGACUGCGGUCAACAUCCUGUUGCGCAUGUCUAGGUUGCCGCCUUUAGCAUCAUAUCAAUCAUCAUCCAAUCCGGAGGAUGACAUGACCCAGACCAGUGAUGAAGUGGCCGGUGAAGCCGAUGAAACACUCCCCUUGGCACCAAUUCUAACCCCCGUAGCCCCAGAGGAGGAUAGUUUGUAUACACUGCCAAUCAACUCAUUAUACGAGGCGACUAGACUCCCUGCAUUGAGAAACCCCACGAAUCCAGAAACCCAGACGGGAACGGCUGUCUCCGAUUUCAUCUCCCGCGGCGCAUUGACCGAAGCUGCCGCUCAACAGCUCCUCUUCCUUUUCAAGAACAGACUCAACUACUUUUGCUAUGGCAUUCUUUGCCCGCAUGACACCUUACAUAGUCUUCGUAGCAGUUCUCGUCUGUUGACUGCAGCUAUUUGCGCUGUUGCUUCGUUGCACGAUCCGGAUGCAUCUGCCACGUUCAAGGUAUGCCAUGCCGAGUUCCUGAGACUUGUUUCGUCCAACAUGUUUUCAGUUUCUUAUUCCUGCGAUGAUCUUCGCGCGCUUAUUGUCGGAGCCUACUGGUUGGGCAAUGUUUCCUACACCCUACUCGGCCAUGCCAUCCGCAUCGCUAUGAGGUUAAAUCACCACUUGGCCUACUUCUCCGUCAUAGAGAAUCCUGGCAAUGCAGGGAGCGUUGAGAAAGCACGUCUUUGGUACUGCCUCUAUAUCAUGGACCAUCAUUCUAGCAUAUUGUAUGGCCGUCCGGCGCUGAUAUCCCCCAAAGAGGAAGCCCACCAACAGUGGGAGCGAUUUAUUGAAGUCAAUGGCCAUGCCGAGGUUGAUCUGCGCAUGUCAAGCCAGGUAGCUCUCUAUCAUAUCAUAGCCAAGGUCAAGGAUGUAUUUGGAGGAUAUUCACAUAAAACAAUACCCGCGCACUGCUUUGCUCAGUUGCUGAGCUUUCUCGGGGAGCUGGACCGAUGGUAUAUGAUUUGGGGGGAUCGAAUGCCACGCAAUGCCCACGUCGGAUGGUUCCCAAGAGAUGGGGCAAUACUUCACUAUCACUUUGCCCGGCUACACCUCUGCUCCUAUAUCUUCCGAUCCAUGUCUCUGGAGUCGGCGGCGACCGCAUCCCUACAGGUGCAGGAUUUUGCAUCGGUUGCUGUAACCUCUGCCACCAGCGUGCUUGAACUGGUUCUGGAAAGAGACGAUCUGAGAACCGCCCUCGUUGGCAUGCCCAUCUAUUUCCACGGCAUGAUAACAUUCGCAGCCGUGUUUCUCACUAAAGCCACCAAAAACAACUUCUGGGAGCUCACCACCAUCGACGUACCCAAAGUUUUCGCUCUCCUGCAAAGAUAUGUUAGCGAGCUCCGGUCACAGAAAGCAGCCCGUCAACAUUUGGUCUACCACAUGAGCAACGGCCUUGAUGACAUGAUGCGGGCCUCCAGGAAGCUCACAGAGGAAUCAACCGAGAUUUCCGAUCUGGGUUCCAUGGAACAGCCACAAAUGAUGCUGACGAUGGAUUCCAUGUUUGAUAUGAACACCUUUGAUCUCCUACAAGAGUCGAUUUCGCAGGAUAUGAAUACGAUCGUGGGCCAGGGAGAUGAAUGGCAAAAUCAGUACGAAAUGUGGCCUGAGUAG